Molecule: messenger RNA, 1695 nt
Organism: Penicillium oxalicum
Lineage: Eukaryota; Fungi; Ascomycota; Eurotiomycetes; Eurotiales; Aspergillaceae
Gene: PIG-S
Product: GPI-anchored transamidase GPI17
Exons: 2
Coding region: 1-1695 (564 amino acids)
Biological process (GO): attachment of GPI anchor to protein
Cellular component (GO): GPI-anchor transamidase complex
Source: RefSeq, a predicted model, not a curated record
AUGACCGGCCAAACUGGAGACCACGAGUCUCCCCAAAAAUCACCUCCCUUAAACACCACCGGUCAUUCAGUCAGCGCCCAACGCGUCCCACCUCCCGAGACCCCCGAGGCCAUCCAAACUCGCUUCCGAGUCAUUGCUGCUUUUUGGAUCGUGAUCAUUUUCUUGGGCUUUCCGAUAUGGUGGAAGACAACGUCGAUAUAUCGGGCACAUCUGCCUAUUCAGGACAUGGUAGAUUGGGCGGAUGGAAAGACAUGCCGUCCCGUCUUCCCCCUUGAGAUCCAGAUGGCUGCCCCGGCGAUGCAAUUGCCUGAAUCACAGCAUCUUGUGCGUACAACACAGCAUGCGCUCGAUGACCUGAAUGAAUUUGCCGCCCAUCACCUUCGUCUCAAGCUGGCAAAUGCGACCGGUCCUUCAGAUGAUGCGACACCUGUGGUCGGGCAGAUCAUGCACGACGGACCCGAUACAGCGUUGGUUGUUCGUGUGCUAUCAGAGGAGGGUUUGGCGGCGCCUAGAUCGGAGCUGCAUGCUGAGACGACUCAACUGGAUAUCUUCUAUCCACCAAGUCAGGUGCCGGUUCCCUCGUCCUCCAAUCCGGCUUUGUCUGUGUUUAUUGCGGAAGAACUGCAGCGUCUAUACAGCGAGGAGAAGGCCACUAUUGCCCACAUCCUCUCCGGUGACAAGUCGGGUCCCGACUCAGAAGGCAUCAGUCGAAGAUUACGUCGGUCUAUGAAGUAUGCUGAUACCUACCACCUUUCAUUUUCCUUGUUCACCCCUGGUGCGGCUCCGUCUUCAUGGGACAUUGAGCGUGCUGUGCAGGAGUAUCUGGCUCCUCUGCUCUUUGCAUUCAGUCCCAUCAGCAAUUUUACCAUCGACACUCAGGUCCAGCUGUAUGCAAAAUUCUCGCCGAUGGCUCCGCCGCCGGUGUAUGAUGAGGCCGAGUCGGCGUGGACCCUGAAGAAGGAAGACCUCAGCGCGUUUGUCAACGCCGCCGAGUGGCCCCUGAACCCCAGCAUUGGAAACGGGCCGACGCUCAACUUCAUUCUCUACGUCCCCGAUCCCUCUCAAUCGCCCAUGGUGGUCAAGGAAAACCACGCCUCAAGUUGGAUCAUCCCUCAGUGGGGUGGUGUCUUCCUCCUCAAUCCGCCCCUGGAGACAAUCGGCUCGAGCGGCAGUAAGAUCAAUCCAGGUCAUCUGUCGCAGGAUGCGCUCCGUCCGGCAUUCAUGACCUUUUCCCAUCAGCUUCUCACUCUUCUGGGCACUCCAACCUCGCCUGCAUCCCUUCCUCUUCGUCUGCAAUCUCUCAUUCGAGUCCGUGCCGCCGCACUGCUCUUGUCCGCCUCAUCUACCAUGGGCUCCCUGGCGCGUCUCACAGAAUCCCUUCCCUCGAUCCCCAUUCCCGCCACCGUGGCAGCGUCCGUUUCCAAAACCCUUUCCCACCUCUCGGCCACUUGUACGCACUUGCGCGAGGGCCGUUUUGCUGCGGCUCUGGCCACUGCCCGCAUUGCCGAGUCCGAGGCGGAGCGCAGCUUUUUCGAGAAGAGUAUGGUUGGUCAAGUAUAUUUCCCAGAUGAGCACAAGGUCGCCGUGUAUCUACCCUUGUUGGGCCCUGUGGGAGUCCCAUUGAUUGUCAGUUUGUUGAAAGAAGUCAAGCGACUUGUUGCCGGUUGGAAAGCAGGGAGAGUCUCCAAAGCGUAA